AUGUACGGAAAAUCAAUCGACACCGAGGACUGUUACUGGGAAGGUGCUUUUGAUAAAGGAGCCAAAGCUACGUUGAUUAGCGGAUGGGUUAUAACAGGACGUAUUGCGUUCUUUUUGAUCAUAUGGCUAAACCUAAAUCUAUGGUGCACACCACUAAGGCAUGAUCUCAAAUAUCGAAAUUUGGCUGCGUUCACUACAGUGUUGACCAUCCGACGUGGAUAUCACUAUAUUUUUUAUUUUUUAAGGUUUAUGGAAUAUGAUUGGUUUCUUGACAUUCAUAAUUGUAGUACUUACGGGUUUUUGGACACGUUUUUGGGGGUCUACGAAGUAGAAAGUCUUACGCAUGUCUGUAUUGAAAGAUAUGUUGUAUCCAAGUAUAUUGCAAAUGGUUGGCCGAUCAAGCGAUGGCACUAUAUAUUAUACCAAUGCCUAUGUUUGUUCUUUUCACUGCUUUACUCGCUCUCGCCAUUGUUUGGAAUUGGCAGUUACGUUAAGGAUUUUUCUUGCCUAACAUGCACGUAUAACAUGAUUUUACCAGAAACAUGGGAAAAAUACGUGGUGGUUACCAUCUUUCUGCUCCGCAGCGUAAAACCUUUAUUCUUCAUUAUGAUAAUGAGUUUUUGGACGCAGAAAAUGGAAGGAAAAUACGAUGAAAAGAACGUACCGUGGAAGGAAGUUAGGUUUGCUCAUAUUGUGGAUGUGACUACUACAAUGACCAUUGUGUGUUGGCUCCCUAUUACUCUUAUAAGAGGAUUAGUUAUUAUAUUGGUGAAUUUUUUGCACAUUGAUAUAAAGUUGGAAUAUUUUGUAAUUUUUAUUAAUUGGGCAAUAUGGAUUGAGUGGUUUACUCCAGCAGUUAUAACUGUAACUCUACUGUACGUUGAUCAUCUUCUUCGCGCCAAAAUGUUUGGGGUCGACAAAAGUGAAGACGAAAUAGUUAAAGUUUACGAAAAAGAAAGU
Messenger RNA from Iphiclides podalirius (scarce swallowtail), 960 nucleotides. NCBI's taxonomy places the organism in Eukaryota, Metazoa, Arthropoda, Insecta, Lepidoptera, Papilionidae. The record is from the annotation of a GenBank genome assembly.